This is a messenger RNA of Psilocybe cubensis, 12174 nucleotides long. RefSeq lists its product as uncharacterized. NCBI's taxonomy places the organism in Eukaryota, Fungi, Basidiomycota, Agaricomycetes, Agaricales, Agrocybaceae. Gene Ontology annotation, biological process: rRNA processing; ribosomal large subunit assembly. Gene Ontology annotation, molecular function: ATP binding; ATP hydrolysis activity. Gene Ontology annotation, cellular component: nucleus; preribosome, large subunit precursor. The record is from RefSeq and is a predicted model, not a curated record. The transcript is spliced from 17 exons. Bases 1 to 12174 code for a protein of 4057 amino acids.
AUGGGUGAAGAAGAGAGAUGCAAAUUAGAACGCGAAAUUCUUGGCGAACCCUGUGGUGUUGACUGUCCGCUUAAUUACGGCCAAGAAUUAGAUGGAACCAACAAAGAGGUCGAUGGAUGGGUUAUUCCCGCGGUAGAAGUCAAGAGGGUGCAAGAAGAACGGGAUAGCAUUGCUACUACAUCCCAAGACUAUUAUUCACGAGAAAAUUCAGAGAGUGUAUACACUUUUGACACGGCUGAUUUAAGCCCCCUGAUCGUCGAUAUUCACGGUGUUCUUUUACUGCGAUCUUCGUCUUCAUCAAUAAUCAAUGGGCCUCUAAUCCCAACACCAUCCUCGAUAAAUUCACUCCGUCAAAUCGCACUUCAUAUAUCUUCGCGAUUACCGACACUUCUAACUUCACCUCCUUCUGCAGGAAAAGCCCUACUUAUUUCUCACAUUGCUAAAUUACUCCAUCCCCAAAGUCAAAACCAGAUUGUGACGAUACAUCUUGCAGAUACUUCUUUGGACCCUCGAGCCCUAUUAGGAUCAUAUGUGUCCUCAGCAGUCCAUCCUGGGACUUUUGAAUGGAAGGAAGGCGUUUUGGUUCGCUCCAUGAGAGAAGGCAAAUGGGUUGUGUUAGAAGACAUAGACCAAGGGAGCAAUGAGGUCCUUGCGGUGAUCAAACCCCUUGUCGAAUCUUUAACCAUUUGUAAAUGGAUAGGCGGUCGAGCACAACUAGAUGUUCCCGGUCAAGGCAGGGUUGUUGCCCAUUACGAUUUUAUGCUUUUCGGGACACGGUCCCUUCAACCGUCAAGGGCUGGACGCUUCCAACCUCCAGCCUUCUUUGGGUCACAUAGAUUCUCCGAGGUAAUCAUUGAAUCUCCAACCUUUGACGAAUUGCAAACUAUCAUCAGCGCGAAAUUUCCACGCUUGGCUGGCAGUCCUGCCCGCGUUAUAAUCGAACUUUGGGACUCAAUAAAGAAACUCAGCACACAUAACUCAAGUCGUGACGUAGGCUUGCGAGAAUUGCAAAGGUUUUGCCACAGAAUUGAUAGUCUAUUACCACCUUCCUACCAACCGAUGGACAUCGCUUGGGAUGGCCAGAAUACCUUUUCACUUGCCGACAUAUUUCCCAAUAUAUCUCUCAGGGAAGAUAUCUACCUCGAUGCCCGUGAUGUGUUUUUCGGUGCAGGGACAUUGACUGCGUCAUCUCUUGCGCAUUCAAAACUCGUCGCUCAAACAAUAGGCGAUCGCCUUGGCCUUGAUACUGACCGCCAACAGUGGGUCCUUGCAGGCAAAGUAUCGGAACUUGAGAUGGAAACAGAUGCAAAUGGCCAGACCUUGGCUAUCCGUCUGGGAAGAACCCGCCUUCCUGCUCGAGCCAAUAAACAACAAAUUUGGCAACCUGAUGCGCGGCCAUUUGCUCUGCACAAACCCGCUUUAGCAUUACUCUCUCGUAUUGGGAAAGCUGUUUCUCACAACGAACCGGUUUUGUUGACGGGAGAGACUGGUACAGGCAAAACAAGCGUUAUUUCAUAUCUUGCCACUUUGUUACACCGUCCUCUUAUAUCUCUCAAUCUUUCGCACCAGACAGAAUCUUCUGAUCUUAUUGGUGGUUUGAAACCUAUAGACGCUCGAAUUCCAGGUUCUGUUUUGCAGGAGAAGUUUAUUCAAUUGUUCGGGUCGACUUUCAGCAUUCGGAAAAAUGCUGCUUUCGAAGCGGAAGUCAGAAAGUCGGUCAAUGAAUGCAAGUGGAAAAGAGCAGUGGGUUUAUGGAAAGAAAGUGUGCGGAUGGCCAUCGAGAGAAUUCAUGCUAAAAAAACAGAAGAUACCCGUUUACCAGAAGCUUUGGACAAUGAUGCACCUCGGAAGCGUCGAAAAACACAUGCUUAUGAACCAAAGUCAUCCGAAUAUGCCUGGUCGACAUUUCUUCAUGAUGUUGAAGAGUUUGAGGUGCAGCAUGUUCAUGGAAAGGGAAAAUUUGCUUUCGGGUUUGUUGAAGGGCCUCUCAUAAAGGCGUUAAGGAGCGGUGAUUGGGUCUUAUUGGAUGAGGUGAACCUUGCGAGCCCAGAAACUUUGGAAUGUAUAUCAGGUCUCCUGCAUGGCCCAACAUCAUCCAUCACCCUGACCGAACAUGGUUCCCUGGAACCCGUCCCUCGCCAUCCUGACUUUCGCUUGUUUGCCUGUAUGAAUCCCGCUACAGACGUUGGCAAAAAAGAUCUUCCUCCCACAAUUCGAUCGCGCUUCACAGAAAUUGAUGUACCUCCUCCUGAUGCAGAUAAAGAAACAUUGUUGAGCAUCAUUGCGCAGUACAUUGGACACAUCGCUGUUGGUGAUAAAAGGAUCAUUAUGGACAUAGCGGAAUUUUAUACAGCUGUGAAAGAGGUUGCAGAGAGUAGGCAAAUAGCCGAUGGCGCCAACCAUCGUCCGCAUUUCAGUAUGCGCACGUUAGUACGUGCCCUUACUUUCGCCGCCGACACAGCUAGCAAGUAUAGCUUGCGUCGUUCUGUUUGGGAAGGUUGCCUCAUGGCAUUCACAAUGGCCUUGGACGGCGAAAGUGCUAAAGUUGUCACUGCAUUGGCCCAUAAAUAUCUUUUAUCGGUUGUCAAAAACUUCCGCUCAGUCCUCGCAAAAGAUCCAGCGCCUCCGUCCGAUGGUAUAUUUAUCAAGCUUGGGCCGUUUUAUCUUGAAAAAGGACCCUUGGAGGACGACUUGGUGGAAGAAUACAUCAUCACCCCAUCCGUUGAGCAAAAGCUCAUAGAUCUCUCACGGAUUAUCUUGACCCGUCGAUUCCCUGUUUUAAUCGAAGGACCAACAUCUAGUGGUAAAACCAGCUCCAUUGAAUACUUAGCAAAACGUACGGGUCACCGUUUUGUUCGUAUCAACAAUCACGAGCACACAGAUAUCCAAGAGUAUCUGGGGUCAUAUGUAUCAGAUCCGUUCACAGGGAAACUUAUCUUCAAGGAUGGGCUUCUGGUCCAAGCCCUUCGCCACGGAUACUGGAUCGUUUUAGAUGAAUUAAAUCUUGCCCCAACUGACGUACUGGAAGCUUUAAAUCGGUUGCUGGACGAUAAUCGUGAGCUAGUAAUACCUGAAACGCAGGAGGUUGUUCACCCUCACCCACACUUCAUGCUCUUCGCUACUCAAAACCCCCCUGGACUUUACGCUGGUAGAAAGAUCCUUUCGCGGGCGUUCCGUAACAGAUUCCUUGAGGUCCACUUUGAAGACGUACCUCAGAUCGAACUGGAGACAAUUCUGUGUCAGAGAUGCCGGAUCGCUCCCUCUUACGGCAAGAAAAUUGUCAACGUCUUCCACGAGCUGCAAAAACGUAGACAAACAAGUCGGGUUUUUGAGAGUAAACAAGGUUUUGCGACUCUGCGCGAUUUAUUCCGUUGGGCAGGCCGUGAUGCAGUUGGCUAUCAAGAAUUGGCCGAGAAUGGAUAUAUGUUGCUCGCAGAGCGUGCCCGGCGUCCGGAAGACAAAAUUGUCGUGAAAGAGGUCAUUGAAACGAUCAUGAAAGUCAAGAUAGAUGAAGACAUGAUGUACAACCUUUUCCGCGCAGACAUCGAUAUGAGCACAUAUCUUGGACAUCCAGUACCCGCCACUCCAAGUAUCACCUGGACCAAAGCAAUGCAACGUUUGUAUAUUUUGGUGUGUCGUGGGUUAAAGUUCAACGAGCCUAUUUUGUUGGUCGGAGAAACAGGUUCAGGCAAAACAUCUGUAUGCCAGGUAUUCGCAGAUGCGUCUUCACAGCGCCUUCUUGCUCUUAAUUGCCACCAAAAUACUGAAACCGCUGACCUUAUCGGUGGACUUCGACCUGUGCGAAACCGUAGUGCAUUGCAAGCAGAAGCCGUGCGUCAGGUGUCAUUGAUACUCAACGCAUAUGGCAUCAACGAUGUACCGUCAAGCGUGGAAGGACUGGCCAAAUCUUUGUCUUCGAUCAUGAAAAACAUUCAUGAAUCAGAUUCUCAUUCCCGGCAUCGGCUACAAGUUGCCCAUCAACAGUUAUUACAGCUCAAUUCCAUUUUUGAGUGGCACGAUGGCCCCUUGAUUGAAGCAAUGAACGAGGGUGAUGUUUUUCUCUUAGAUGAAAUAUCACUCGCCGACGAUUCCGUUCUUGAGCGUCUCAACAGUGUCCUUGAACCUGGACGGUCGAUUGUCCUGGCAGAACGAGGUGGGACAAAUCUUGAACAAGCUGCAGUCCGUGCGUCAGAUUCCUUUAAGCUCUUGGCGACUAUGAACCCCGGUGGGGAUUAUGGCAAGAAAGAGCUGUCACCUGCACUUCGCAAUCGCUUUACAGAAAUAUGGGUUCCGUCUGUUGAUGAUCGUGAUGACCUGGAACUCAUUGUUGGGAGUCUGUGGUCUUGCACAUCUCUUCAAUCGUACACUACUUGUCUUCUGGACUUCGUCGAAUGGUUGUGCUCCCGGGUUGGUGACCGUUCCUUGAUGAGCUUGCGAGACAUUCUGGCAUGGGUUGUGUUCACUAAUUCAGCAUAUAAGGAGAAUCAGACGGAGGGGCUUCAGAGUGAUGAAUUAUUUCAUCACGCAGCCCACAUGACUUAUUUAGACGGCCUGAGCUCACUUCCUCAGCUUGCAGCCUACUCUCGAGAAGCAAUGAAACGAUUGAGGUCAGAUGCAAUUGCUAAACUUCAAGAGAUUGUCCCUUUGCAUCAACCACUUGGUUCAGCUGUGCAAACCUUUGACUCUACAAAAUUCAUCCAGCUUGGUUCUUUUGCCAUUGAAAAGGGAAAAAACGCUCAGAUGUGUCAGUCAUUCAAUCUUAAUGCCCCGACUACGAUGCACAAUGCCAUGCGCGUAGUCAGAGCUUGCCAAGUCCCAAAACCUAUUCUGCUGGAGGGAAGCCCUGGCGUAGGGAAAACAAGUUUAAUCACUGCCUUGGCUCAACUUACUGGGCACACAUUAUGCCGAAUCAAUUUAUCUGACCAGACCGACCUCAUUGAUUUAUUUGGUUCAGAUUUACCUGUGGAAGGUGGUUCUGCAGGCGAGUUUGCUUGGAAAGAUGCUGAAUUCUUGAGGGCCCUGCAGGAAGGGCAUUGGGUUCUACUCGACGAGAUGAAUUUAGCUCCUCAGGCUGUGCUUGAAGGUCUCAACGCAGUUUUGGAUCAUCGUGGGACAGUGUAUAUACCAGAACUCAAUCGCUCGUUCCAACGACAUCCAUCUUUCCGCAUAUUUGCUGCUCAGAACCCUUUACAUCAAGGAGGAGGCAGAAAGGGUCUUCCAAAAUCUUUCGUUAACCGCUUCAGUAAAGUCUACGUCGAAGAAUUAACGCCAGCAGAUUUAUAUACCGUAUGUUCACACAUCUUUCCCGAUCUUGGCGAAUCUACCCUGCAAGCUAUGAUCUCGUUCAACCUCCAUUUAAAUGACUCUGUCACAGUGCAACGUUUGUUUGCUCAGGAUGGUUCCCCUUGGGAAUUCAAUUUACGUGACAUCAUUCGUUGGGGCACACUCACAUCACAUUCUCACCACACACCGUUGGCCUUUUUACGCAGCAUAUAUCUUCACCGAUUCCGCUCAAUAAAAGAUCGGCAGAAUGCAUGUAGCAUCUUUAACAAGGUAUUCUCUGUGAAUACAAAUGAGCUAGAAAACUCUCCUCCCUGGAUGGUGUCUGCUUCGGAAAUGCGAAUCGGUCAUUUCCAAACCACAAGACAUAACAAGGGGCCGAUGUCUCGUCCAACUCGUUUUUUGAAAUCACAACUUUCUGCAUUGGAGGCUCUUGGAAACUGCGUUUCACAGUCUUGGCUAGCAAUUUUGACCGGGCCAAAAUAUAGUGGAAAGUCUAGCAUCGUUCGCACCCUCGCCAAUUAUUCUGGACACCGGUUGUGCGAAGUUUUUGUAAACAGCGCUACAGACACGAUGGACAUUCUAGGAAGCUUUGAACAAGUUGACCUGCGUCGGCGCCUGACCACUUUGCUCGACGAUCUUGUUGACGUUAUCGACAUUGAUAUUCGCUCGAUUGCAGGGUCCAAGGUAUUAUCUAAAUACCGACACGAGGCUUGUGAUUUGCGAAAUUCUUGCUAUACUACUUCAGAUCAAGAUUUUCAAAGAUUGUACCAAAAGGUGGAAACUUUUAUUUCCCGGUUGGUUGCCUUGGGGCCGCCCUCAAUAAACCAGUACAAGCGUAUUUUUACCUCACUUGCCGACCUUUCUUCUUUUUCCAGUAUCGGCCAAUUUGAGUGGGUAGACGGCCCUCUUAUCAAAGCUAUGAAAUCCGGAGAUUGGAUUAUGCUCGAUGGCGCAAACCUCUGCGGACCCUCUGUUCUGGACCGUUUGAAUUCUUUGUGUGAAAUGAACGGUUUUCUUACACUCAGUGAACGAGGAUUUGUCAAUGGUGAAGUCCAGGUUGUCAAGCCGCACCCAAAUUUCCGGCUAUUUAUGUCUGUUGACCCCCAUUACGGAGAGCUCUCUCGAGCAAUGCGAAACAGAGGCAUAGAAAUUGCUCUCAUUGAUGGCCCCAUCUCGGAUGAUCAACAGAUUCUCCAAGAUCAUUAUCGGCUUCCUCGUGUUUUACCCGCCGCCUCUUCAGGGGGUUAUAUCUCCCAAAUUACUUUGUUUGAUGCUGUUCGACGCGGCCUUUUACAGGCUGAAGUGGAAAGGUCACCACUCUUGACAUCCACAGGACGGUGCCUCGACCAAGACUCUGCACUUUCGAAUUUGCUUGAUCAAGCUCCGAAUCUCAUAUUUUCUUCACUCCCAAUCAACGUUGAAGUACCGUGGAUUCCCUUCCUCUCGCGUACAUUAGUGCCGGCCUACAUACCUUAUGUAUUGCGAUACGUCUCUCAUUCUCGGUAUCAAAUGUCCUGUCAACCCAUUUUAGUCGACUUCCUCGAAGCAUUCCCUCAGCAAGAAUUGCGCCAUGCUCUUGCGAAUAUUCGAACAUUUUAUUUACAACGAAAACAAACUUCGGAUGCGUUUUUAUUGGCACAGCCUAUGGAUUUCUUUUGGAUAGAAGGCACUUCGUUCGAAAAGUCGUUUGGAACCCACGGGGAAACGUUGCGUUCCUUGACUUUCGAAAUUCUUAGUCUCAGUGCCGUACUAUUCAUUUCUAAGCGAGAAAACCUUGUUGAGAUGGACGAAAGAAUUCCCCAGAAAGAGAAAAAUAUUCAAGCACAUCACAGUGUGCUAAAGCUUUCACAAUAUAUGAUCGACAUCUCAGAGCACAUAAUAAAAAGUGCCUCUGUCAUGGACUCCGGCGUGGAUUCAGUAAAACUGGCGUCUAAAAUACUGGGCUAUAGAACACAUCUCAUAGCUGCCCUCAAUUCCUCCGCCUACGAUUUUUCUGCCCUGUAUGCUGUGUCGAAUUGGCUGCUUGAUAACCUCAGCAAAUCCCCUCCAACAUUCGAUUUGUUACUUCAGGAAUCUCAAACUCUCCACUCUAUUGUCUCCCUCUCCUCGGGGCGUGGUUUGUUUAAUUUAUGGUCGAACAUGUAUAUUGAGGAAAUGUCUGGGACUAUUCUCCAAGAUGUUAGGCGUACUGAUGAAAUGGCAUCUUUACUCAAGCAGUCGUCUGAUGUCCCUAAUCUUCGACGCCAAUCUUUUGAUCUUAUGAGUAUGGAAACAUUACCACCGUCAUUAAAAUCGCCGAAGUCCACAUCAUUGCUCGGUUUGAAGAAACUUCUCGACGAGUGUUUGGUAUCAAAUUCCAAUGCUAGUAUCGCUGGCUCGUUUUAUAUCGAAUCCAAUUCCAUACUCCUCGAAUUAUUUAUUGUCGCGUCCAGUGCAACGUUGGGUACCGAUAGGCAGCUUGUGAUCAGUUCGAUGCAACAAAUUCUCAAAUUAGCCUUCGAUAAUGCUGGGACCUCCCUACUUCGUUUAGUCCCAUAUCAGCAUCUAUUAUGGUCCCAAGAAGUGGGUGCAGUGUCUGCGGGAUUGAUUGCCAAGGCCCAAAUCCGCCUUUUAGAAGGAUUGUGGGAGGUGCAACCUCAUAUACCGAUAUCAGGGCCCUCAAUCCUCCUACACCCAUUCUCAUUGUAUAAGAUAAUUAAAACCUGUGAUAUGGGGCAAGUUGAUUUGUUGUCAUUGGCACAGCAUGAAUAUGCUCUUCACCAACAAGGCCGUUUGGUCGUUUUAGAGUCCAAGCAAAACACCGACCGCGUGGUACAACUUAUCCAUCUUUUUUUCCAAACGCUUCAUAUCGUUGCCACCUCUUUCCGCCCUUCGAGCGAUACAUCUUAUGAGUUCAUCAAAAAUGUUAAAAUUGGAAAUAGGACACAACUUCUGGAUUUCCUUCAUCAAAUGAUGUCCUUGUUGCAAACCUCAAGUGACGAAAUCUUUGCCACGUCAAUUCGCAGACAAUUCCUUCCUUUGAUGCAACGUAUGUCUGACUCAACUCCACUGCAAACCCUUGGUCUGGCCUGGAUUGGAGUCAGUCGGGUGCUUUCAGACCUUGCAAUCCCUGAUACCCCAAUCGAUCCCGCUGUUGUACAGAAUUCGAAGUACAACUGGAUGCGCAGUGAAGAGGAGACCUUAAAUGCCUCAAUACGUUUGCAUCAGCAACUUGAAAAACUGCUCACCGGAAAUCAAGACAACGAUGUUUCAAAACAUCUAACAGCGUCUUUGGUGGACAUUCGAGCUCAGCUUGAAAAGCUACCGAUCUUACCCCCUCGUUCCGACAUCUCUCGAUUACACUUGUUUUGGUCAGAGAUUGUUCAAUUUCAGACAAAUGUUCUGUCACAUUCCAAGAUUGAUGCCCUGAUCGAUUCUUUUAUUCAAAGUAACCAAAAUGCCUCGUUACGCGAACGAGUCACUCAGGAAUCUUUGGCUGGGUUUUAUCAUCGGUUAGAUAGUGUUUACCCCGAAUUUGCCGACAUCAGCAUUCUCCUCAAGCUUUCUAUACAAUAUAUGCGACUGGGGCUUAGACUUGUUGCAGAAUCAAACUCUUCCUCAGACAAUGUCACUCGAACCAAAUGGGUCACAUCCCUUAUUUCAUUCCCUACAGCUUGCAGCUCCGAUCGUAUCAUCCGUUGCUUCGGCAAUGCAGAUACUUCACUGGUACCCGCCAGUCAUAACACUCUUCUGACAUUGGCAGCUCUUUCUGUGCAGAAUUCCCUAGGGAUUCAAACAGGUGCUUAUUGGCAUCUAGUAGAAACAGCGUAUGAACAGAUUUUGCGGCUUUGGCUCAUUGAUCGCGCGAAGGAAAAACAGCAAAUCAGCGACGAUAGUACCUUGUAUCGGAAAUCAAAACUGGACCAUCGGGCAGUAACAGACGCAGAUUUAGAAGAACACGAAUUCCUUUCACUGUUUCCCAACUUCGAAAAUGUAUUUGAUGAAGAAACUCGUCAGCAAGAUUCCAACUCUACAAGCCACCCUGGCCUCGUUGUGGCUACAGAUAUGGAAACUUUGAUUCAAAUCCAUUAUAAUCUGAUGGAUUCUCCACACGGUAUCUCGAAAGGCACAAUGCGUAAUAUUUUCCAAAAACUACGUGAUUCUUCUGUGCAAAACCUUUUCAUCACCUCUUCGGAAUCCCUCCCAGAUACAUUGGACCGCAUUAGUUAUCCGUUCCAAUUCUCACUUCUACGAGAUAGUAUGCUGGCCUUGGAAUCGAAUCACAAAAUGGACAGGUUGUCAUAUAACUUCUACAUGGAUAGCAAUUACAAGGAACUCAAAAGGGCAGCUUCAGUGAUCCUUGCUCUCAAGCAAAGGCUUGAGGGUAUUUUGGAAGAAUGGCCUGAUCAAAUGGUUGUCAAACACUUGAUGGAGAGAUGUGACGACAUCCUCACAACCUCAUCGAAGACAUCUGUCGCCAAAAUGCUGUCAAUGGUCGAGCAAGUUCUCGUGCAAAGCCAGGAUUGGGAAAUGUAUUCGAAUAAAGACAAUUCUAUCAAAUCCAAUCAAGAAGAAAUAGUUCGUCUUGUAGUGGAUUGGAGGAGAUUAGAAUUGUCCUGUUGGCAAUCCCUCUUAGAUUCACAGGCCAAAACGUUCACAGACGAACUGUCUGAGUGGUGGUUCCGUUUAUACGACGCCGUCAUCCGAGGUACUCUAGCAGCUUUCAAUCAGGAUCUAGAGGAUCCUGAACAAGCUGUCAAUCGCUAUCUCGACACCCUGAUACCAUUGCUUGACUCCUUCAUUACUUCGAGUCCUCUCGGUCAAUUCCAUGCAAGACUAAAAAUGCUCAACAGUUUUGAAACUUAUAUCACAAAGAUAUUGAUACACAAGUCCUCGAAAGAACGCACAAUCUUGAGUCGUGUGCUCCGUAUCCUUCACGCGACUUAUGUCUACCAUAGCCUAUUUUCGGAGAAUCUUCGCAAGCGAUUAGCGGAUGAGAAGGCGUCAUUGGAAUCGGAAGUGAAAGCCUUGAUCAAGUUGGCGAGCUGGAAAGAUGUCAACGUGCAAGCACUUAAACAAAGUGCUCAAAAAUCACACAGACAAUUGUAUAAGAUUGUGAGGAAAUUUCGUGACGUACUCAGGCAACCUGUAACGGAGGACCUACAAGUGCAGAGUCCCAGUGACUCUGAACACCAAGCUUUAUCUAUGGAGGCGCCAAUAGAUUCGUCAUCGUCCAUGUCCACAUCGAGAGUGUCUUUGAAUGGGCGGCUAAAAGGCUUGAAAACGCCGGAUUACCUUGUAAACUUGGAAGUCACUUUCGAAAAAUAUUCCUCCCUAGUCGAAAACAUGUUGCGGCCAGCUGUUCAGUGUCAAUCGGCCCAUGCGGUAGACUCUUUCGCCGUCGAGAUUAUCACAACAUCUAAAGAUCUAGCGUCAAUCACUGUGCCACUAAGUCUCACGGCACAGGUCCGACAAAAACAUCAAAAGGCAUUAUUAGUCCGAAAAAGAAAGGCUUUCUCAGAUAUGCUGAAGGCAUUGAAACAUGCAGGAUUAGCCAGCAAUGUGAAACCUGAAAUAUUGCGCCAAAACUCAAGCCAGCAAUGGGUUCGGGAACAGCCAAUCUUGAGGCAGACAUCGAUGAUGGAUUUGGAUAUCCAGAAAGGAAACAUGUACUUUGCGAAACUUUGUGGCACAUUGCCGGCUUUACGGGCGUUGCUCCCGAACCAUCAUGCUGAUGUUACCACCCGUGAACUCCAACGAGGUUUGAUGUUUCUUGAGUCUGGUUUCUCUAUGGCUGUCGAUCUCAGAGCGCGGUUGGCCAACGCUUUGCCUCAUCAUCAGAAAUUGACAGACACCUUGAAGAGAUUGCACGCCUUGAAAUCUCAUACCGACUUAGUUGUCGCUGGGCAAAACGUUCUUGCACACGUAUCUUCUGUUUAUGAUCUUCUUUCCAAAUGCUCGCAUGCUCUCUCGGAACUGCGUGAUAAUGUGAUCAUCUUCAAUCAGAUCGACCCACCGGAUUCUGGCAUAGAUAAUUUUUUACAGCAAGUUUGUGUCCUUGCGUCCAGUACCGAUACAAUGUGUGAACGGGUAUUUCACGUGCUUGGUUCCCUGAACUCUACUCCCAUAUCGUUUUUGACUCAGGAUGAAAGCGGGCUUCUCAUGGAAGCUCAAAGGCACAUUUCCCGGACCCAGGAUGCUAUCUCUGGAUGGCAUAGAGAACAACCCUCGUUUGCUCAUUUGCUUUUACCUAUUCUUCAAUGGUUAUCGGAUCAACAUAUAGUUCCUCUGGACUCCACAAUUUCGGGAGCAGUUGCAAAUCCAAAUCAAAUGCGCGUCGAUCAGUUCAUUAGUUCACUCCUUGUUAGUGUUCAAGCCAUGGUGUCAAAGGUAUCAUCAAAUACGAGCGGCAAAGAAGAAGAAGAAGCAGAAACUGAGAAAUAUCUCUUUAGAGGGUAUCAGCUCAUACGAGAUUGCACCCACGUUCUGAAUCUAGAGCGUAUCAGUAAUCAACUAGAUGAAGUUUUACGAGGACUAUCUACUUCUGCCGACCUUCAUGACACCCUUGACAACCUUCUUCCCUUCCUCUCAGUAUAUCUUCCGCUUGUCGCAGACCAACUCUUUUCCCUCAACAAUUGGACUAAAUCGAUAUUCAAGCUGGACUUUGUUUUGUGUUCGGUUCUCCAAACGCUCUCCCAACAAGGAUUUUGUAUACCCCCAGAGAGCGAAGGAAGUGAGGCAGGUGGAGAGUCUUCCAACGUUCCUGGAGUAGGUAUUGGUGAAGGAUCGGGGACGGAGAAUGUUGUCGGAAUUUUCAGGAAUGCCUUACAAGGCCGAAAAGGCCGGCAAGGCCCGGCUAGCCUUGUGAUGCCUCCCAAUCUGAGAGCGUGCCUAAGAAGUAACCGUGAUUGA